Messenger RNA from Cyanistes caeruleus (blue tit), 1282 nucleotides. Lineage: Eukaryota; Metazoa; Chordata; Aves; Passeriformes; Paridae. The record is from RefSeq and is a predicted model, not a curated record.
CAACCUGCAUAAAGAACCCCAGAACCUGCAUGAGCUGCGAGUUUUCCUUGGGAUGACAGGGUGGUGCCAUCUGUGGAUCAUGGAUUAUGGACUAAUUGCAAAACCCCUGUAUGAAGCCCAGAAGACACAACCAUUUACCUGGGGCAAACCACAGAAGGAGACCUUCCUCAAACUGAAGAAAGCAUUGACAACAGCUCUGGCAUUAGGAUUGCCUGAUUUACCCAAAGAUAUUCACCUGUUUGUGCAUGAAAGAUCACACCUAGCACUGGGAGUGCUGACCCAACCUUUGGGAAGCUGGAAAAGGCCGGUAGGCUACUUCUCCAAACAACUUGACAACGAGAGUGCCGGAUGGCCUUCGUGCCUGUGGGCAGUCGCAGCCACUGUGAUGCUGAUACAAGAGGUUAGGAAACUCAUGAUGGGUAGAGACAUAGAUGUCUACGUGCCACACAUGGUGACCACUGUUUCAGAACAAAAGGGGCGUCAUUGGCUAUAUCCAAGCAGGAGGAUGAAAUUCCAGGUAAUCCUGACUGAGCAGGAUGAUGUCACACGAAAGACAACUAACCUCUUGAAUCCAGCUUUGUUCCCAUGUACCACAACUGAAGAAGGCCCAUUGGAACAUGAUUGUGUGGAAGUGAUAGAACACACCUGCUCAGCUAGAGCAGAUUUGAAAGACGUCCCACUGGAACAGGCAGACUGGGAGCUGUUUACAGAUGGAAGCAGUUUUGUGGAGAACAGGACCAGAUAUGCUGGAUAUGCGGUAAUAACAACAGGUGCAGUGGUGGAGGCAAAGGCCUUGCCAGCAAACACAUCUGCCCAACGAGCAGAACUGGUUGCCUUGACCAGGGCGUUAGAGCUGAGUGAAGGGAAGAAAGUAAAUAGAUGGAGAGAUUCAAAAUACGCUUUUGGAGUGGUGCAUGUACACGGGGCACUGUGGAAAGAAAGAGGACUGCUGUCUUCUAAAGACACGCACAUUAAACAUCAAGAUGCAGUCCUGCAAUUAAUAAAAGCAGUACAAAAGCCUGAGCAAGUAGCAGUCAUGCACUGCAAAGCUCACCAAUCAGGAAGCUCCAAAAUUCAUGAGGGAAAUCGGAAAGCAGACUGGACAGCCCGACAAGUUGCUCGAGAAGUGCAAACUGCAAUGGCAUUGAUACCUUUAAAAACUCCUGUAUCUCAAUUCAAUUUACCUCCAGAACCAAAAUAUUCAAUAGAAGAUGAGAAAUUGGGACACUCACUGAAUGCACAGAAGAAUUCAGAAGGGUGGUAUGUGACUACACAGGGAUAA